UUUACGCUGCGCCUAGCUGUAAAGGUUGUAAAUAGUAGCGUAGAUUAUCCCAUUCAUCCGAUAGCCUCGCAGUCGUGAAAGUCCUUCGCAGGUUCUAUACGUGAAAAUAGUUUUAAGAUAACGAAGAACGGUAGAACCUAGUAGAACGAACCCAGUGGAACAUAAUGGCUCAGGAAAAGUUUGAUCUACAAAAAGUGCACGGCAGCUUCGAACGGUGCCUAGUAGGAGAAGAGGACGUUUUCAUCGAUGCUUAUUUGGAGGCCUUCAAGGAACUCUACAAAUUCUUCUCGCUGAUGGGAACCGUGUUUGGUUUCGUCAGCAGUGACGUCAAGGAGAAGGUGGAGAUCCUGGAGAAGCUGCGGAAGCACCAAGACCACGGCGAGCAGUUUGAGUCCAUUCAGAAAAUGAUGGACUACGAACGAGAUGGCAAUUUGCUGACUAAGAAGGACUACGUCUCGGGCUGUCGGACACUGCUACGGCUUCACAGGGGUCUGGAUUUUAUCUACCUAUUUCUUAAGCGGCUAGGCGAACUAGAAACCGCAAACGCCAAUACCUGUGCAGUCUGCCAAUCGUCUUACAACGAAACACUGGCUCAGUUUCAUCCGUGGUUGAUCCGGAAGGGAGCCGUCAUGGCCAUGUACGCAAUGCCAAACCGGGACCAUCUGUUGGAGAAGGUUUGUCUGGAUGCGAGCACGGCUAUCAAACUACUCCCGGAGAUGCUAGCCGUGGCCCGGCAAGUGUACGACCGAACGCAAGCACUGUACACCAAGUACGACCUCCAUGGGCUGCCCUAGGCUGAGUACGGUGAAGCGUAUGUUUGAAUCUUCUACUACAGGACCAUGCUAGAUGAACAGUGAUUUGUACCAUUUUCGUUUUAAGCCUUUGUGAUAGCAGGAGUAUUGUUUCGUUUUAAGUUUAACCAUAUCUCAAAUGUUGACGGCAGUUU
Ochlerotatus camptorhynchus is the source of this 946-nucleotide messenger RNA. Its product is annotated as ceramide-1-phosphate transfer protein. The transcript has 3 exons. Gene Ontology annotation, molecular function: lipid transfer activity. The coding region runs from base 165 to 794 and encodes 209 amino acids. Lineage: Eukaryota; Metazoa; Arthropoda; Insecta; Diptera; Culicidae. The record is from RefSeq and is a predicted model, not a curated record. Gene Ontology annotation, biological process: intermembrane lipid transfer. Gene Ontology annotation, cellular component: cytoplasm.